Messenger RNA from Chara braunii, 956 nucleotides. Lineage: Eukaryota; Viridiplantae; Streptophyta; Charophyceae; Charales; Characeae. The record is from the annotation of a GenBank genome assembly.
GAGAGAGAGAGAGAGAGAGAGAGAGAGAGAGAGAGAGAGAGAGAGAGAGAGAGAGAGAGAGAGAGAGAGAGAGAGUACUUAUGGAUGACGGGUGGACAACGUCGAAUAGCAAUAAACAUACCUGGUUGAGCGGGUAAUUCAGUAAUCUUUUGGGAAUGAGGGACAUUAAAGGCGAACUUUACGGACUAUCACAAAGGUGAAGUAGGUUGUCGAAUGAGGUCCAAUCCAAUAUCUCUCAAUAUGCAGUAUGCGAUGUGCCGGUCCAGAAGUAAGAAGAGGGGACUUUAGUCGACACGGCAUAGCGCACGUUUGAUAUGCCUCUGUCUCGAACGCGGGUGAUGCCGACAUUCUGUUAGGCGAGUAUUUUUUCAAGUUGGAUGCAAUGUCUCGCAUGGUAUCACUUCAUGUACGUCGGUAUUUUGGCAUUGCAGUCUAACAAGAAUCCGUAUAUUGAGACGAGAAACCUUUCGGAUAUUCGUGCUCCAUUUCGAGUAAUUGAAAUGAACUUUUUCCUGAUGUACUUUUCGUUACGUAGCUUGUGCCUUGUGCGGAAGUUGUGCCGUUGUGCCUUGUGCGGAAGUUGUGCCGUUGUGCCUUGUGCGGAAGUUGUGCCAUCACCUGUUCGAAUACACCUUUACCACAUUCAUUGUCAUUCAAAGCCGGAAUUUGUCUCCAGCUGGGAAUGUGGGUAGAUGUGCUUGGGACAGGCAAUAGAGAGAAGUGUAUUUACGAGAUGCAAACUAACGUACCACGUUUACACUAAUCGAAACGCAAAAACGUGAAGAACUUAACCCAGACAACGUAGAAGUAGAACUGCAGCUGUCUGGAUAACGUACACUUCUCUUUCGAGGAUGGAAUUAAGUCUAUGCCGAAGGGUAUGCCAAGGUCCAAUGCUGAAUGAGACUUCUUCCUCUUGCUUUUUCUUCCCAAGUGAAAACCUGUGAUUGCAUUAACGG